Molecule: messenger RNA, 805 nt
Organism: Aspergillus neoniger CBS 115656
Lineage: Eukaryota; Fungi; Ascomycota; Eurotiomycetes; Eurotiales; Aspergillaceae
Exons: 2
Coding region: 95-694 (199 amino acids)
Source: RefSeq, a predicted model, not a curated record
UGCGAUUGACCGUCUCAUCUAACAUGAUCAUAACCACAACCCAUCACAUCCACCCCAAGCUAACCAACUGACAACCAUCCUCGAAACCACAAGAAUGACUUUCCUAGCUACCUUUAUCUCCCUCCUCACCCUCCUAGCCCCUGCCCUCUCCGCUACGAACUGCAGCACCGGCGCCUUCACCGUCAUGUCCAUCCGCUCCGGCACUUUCAUCCAAAACCUCCCACUAACUGCCGCUGACACCAACUUCUACCUAGGAGGCACGACCUCCACCGCAUGCCCGGAGGACGUAGCUGAAUACAACGCUUGCCCACCAGGCGAUGAAACCGUGAUCGACUACGGCAACUACCUGAGCUCCGGGUACGUCCAAGAAAUCUACGUCGACCCCACCGGCGCAUUGAAGUUUGUCGAAGCGCACACGACAUACAUGGACCCUGGUGCGUCGACGAGCACGUUCUGCUACACGCCGGGUACAAGCUAUGGACAGUGGAAGUAUACGGGCCUCGGGGCGACGGGGUUCAUGGCUUGUCCGUUGGAUGAGGAUGAGGAGGUGAACGGGGGUGCGUGGCAGGUCUUUGCGGCCAUGAAGAAUGCGACGGUGCCGUCAGGGAAUGUGAGUGAUUGCUUGGGGUUUGAGGCUCUUGCGUAUCCGUGGGUGUCGAAUGGGAGCUCGAUUGCGGCGUGGCAGUAUGAUUGAUUAAUUCAUGAUUUCUUUGAUGGGGUGGUGUGUUGGGGAGGGGUUUGAGAGAGCUAUAGUGUAUUUAAGUUGAUUGUGUCGCUUCUGGGGUUCAAAGUUAGUGCUACGGGG